AUAAGCGCGUUGCUGCGGUGAGCACUUUAAGCUCAGCCUGCUCUUUGACACCGAAACGGGCUUAAUGCAGAGCGACAGCGGAGCACGGUAGCAAACCGCAAACACACACACACAAAACACGCACACAACUGCGUUCAAAUCGUUUGCUCGCAUGUGUUAGUGAGUUCCGUCGUCAGCUGUGUGACUUUACUCACACCACAACGCGCACUAACACAAGCACAGCGCGUAGAAGCCACUCAAUUGGCGGGCAAACAACUCAAAACUCCACGAAACGCGGCGCUAUGCUGCCUGCCGCUUGUCACCUAUAUGUGUACUUUUUCAUACAUCUUUUUCAACGUGCCUUUCUAUCAGCGUCCGCUGGUGCUCGCAAUCUACUAAACAGUUUUAAUUUUCUAUUCGAAGUGUACGCUUUGUGCCGCGGUGCAACGGCGUAAUUACAUAAAACAGCAUACAGAAAGUGUGUUCAAACGAACAGACACAUACGGUUGUUGGACCUAGUGUGUCUCAAGCCACAAUCAAACAACACAACAGGGGCACACAAAGACAGACAGACAGGCCCCCCUCGGCGACGAACAACGUUUUGUAUUGGAAGUGCAAGUGUGCGAAUGUUUAUAGUAAAUCAACAGCGGCCAUAAAGUUUCAAUAAUAUUCAGUGAAUAUUUCAUACAAUAAUCUAAACAAAACGCUGUGCGUGUCACUACUUUGCGCCGACGAAAGGAAAUUCGCGAGGUUAAAUCAAGAGUAACAUAAAAAAUAGCGAAAAAAGAAAGAAAAAAACAAAAGCCAUGCAAUUUAUCGUGAAGUAAACAGUUUUGUGUUGUGUGACAAUUUGAGUAAAAGCGAAAAUGUUUUGCGAUUUGUUUAGAGUAAAUACAUGGUUGAUGAAACUCUGAAUGAAAAAAGCUGUGUUUUUUGGGCGCGUGAAACCAAACUGCUGAUCGACACUGCCAUAAUAAGUAAAUAAAGCAACGAACUGCGGUAACGUCAAUGCGUCGUGCAAGCAAAAUUGUGUGGAAAGUAAAGUAACAAAAAUACAACAACAGCAAUACAAGCGUGUACUAAAAACUGCAACGAAAGUAUUACCAUUGCAUGCGCCUACUCCCAAACUACUGCCUCUUUGUCGUAACACAGUACUUGCAACAACAUUCCCGUAUCAUAACGGACAACAGUUUAAUAUAUUUCAAAACUUUGCGUUGUGUACAUAAGCAAUAAAGCGUCAAAAUGUUUGAUGUAUUCGGCUCCGUGAAGGGGCUGUUGAAGAUCGAUCAAGUCUGCAUCGAUAACAAUGUCUUCCGCAUGCACUACAAGGCGACGGUGAUCAUAUUGAUCGCCUUCUCGCUGCUCGUCACCUCGCGUCAAUACAUUGGCGAUCCCAUCGAUUGUAUUGUCGAUGAAAUUCCAUUGGGCGUCAUGGACACAUAUUGCUGGAUUUACUCUACAUUCACCGUACCGGAACGUUUGACCGGUGUUACCGGGCGCGAUGUUGUACAACCGGGCGUCGGUUCGCAUAUAGAUGGCGAGGAUGAGGUGAAAUAUCACAAAUACUAUCAGUGGGUAUGUUUUGUGCUCUUCUUCCAGGCCAUUAUGUUCUAUGUGCCACGCUAUUUAUGGAAAUCAUGGGAAGGUGGUCGCCUCAAAAUGCUCGUAAUGGAUUUGAAUAGUCCCAUUGUGAAUGAGGAGUGUAAAAAUGAUCGUAAAAAGAUAUUGGUCGAAUAUUUCUCCAACAAUUUGACACGUCACAAUUUCUAUGCAUUCCGUUUCUUCGUUUGUGAAGCAUUGAAUUUCGUCAAUGUUAUUGGUCAGAUAUUCUUUGUGGACUUCUUUUUGGAUGGUGAAUUCUCUACAUACGGCAGUGAUGUAUUGAAAUUCACCGAAAUGGAACCGGAUCAACGUGUCGAUCCGAUGGCGCGUGUCUUUCCGAAAGUCACCAAAUGUACAUUCCACAAAUAUGGUCCAUCUGGUUCGGUGCAAAAGUUCGACGGUCUCUGUGUGUUGCCGCUGAAUAUUGUCAAUGAGAAAAUCUAUGUAUUCCUGUGGUUCUGGUUCAUCAUUUUGAGCAUACUGUCUGGCAUUUCAUUGGUAUAUCGUAUGGCUGUUAUUAUGGGCCCGAAACUACGUCAUUUGUUGUUGCGUGCCCGUUCCCGUUUGGCCGAAAGCGAUGAGGUCGAAGCUGUGGCAAAUAAAUGUAAUAUCGGUGAUUGGUUCCUGCUGUAUCAGUUGGGCAAGAAUAUCGAUCCAUUGAUCUAUAAGGAGGUGAUAUCGGAUUUGGCGCGUGAAAUUGGCGAACAUUCGAGCAGCAAAGAACAAUUCGCCGCUUAGUGGCCGCAAAUGGCCACUUCUUUAGUGCGAAUAGCAACGUGAGUGCCACUGAAUACUAAACUAAGAUGCUUCGAGAUCCUCCAACACCAUAUACAUGCAAGCCACAUACUACAUACAUAUCUACAACUACAAUCUGCAAGCAACCAACACACAAAUAUACAAGACGCACAUAAAAGCAAUAAGUAGAUUACACGAAAAACACGAUUCCACACACACACAAUGCUCAGUCAUUUGUACACACAAAUACACACACUCAUGAGAUGACAUGAGUUGAGAUUCCUUUGCAAUGCAGCCACUUAACGGUAUGCCACUGCGUUCUCUACACACUAAAACAGGUGUAUAGAUGCAUUGGUGACAUGCCUAAAAAAAAUUAUUGAAAUAAAUACACAUUACACAUUAAUUUCGAUAUCAAAACGCGAAUUUUAUACAUAUUUCAACUAUAGUAUGUAUGUAUACAAAUGUUUAAGGGUUAAGAAAUAAUUAUACAUAAAUAAAGUUAACUGAGAUUGGGUGAAAAUAAAAAAAAAAAAAAAACAAAAAGAAAAACGCAAAGUCUACAAAUUAUCGAAAGGAUAUAAAUGAAAAAUAAAUAAAAUCAAAAUGCAACAACAACACUCCAUUAAAAGUAAUGCCUACAAAUCAAAAUGCGCAAAGUUAACAUUCUAAAAAGGAAAUAAA
Molecule: messenger RNA, 2997 nt
Organism: Bactrocera dorsalis (oriental fruit fly)
Lineage: Eukaryota; Metazoa; Arthropoda; Insecta; Diptera; Tephritidae
Product: innexin inx2
Exons: 2
Coding region: 1222-2319 (365 amino acids)
Biological process (GO): phototransduction
Cellular component (GO): plasma membrane; gap junction
Molecular function (GO): gap junction channel activity
Source: RefSeq, a predicted model, not a curated record